Messenger RNA from Penicillium egyptiacum, 312 nucleotides. The record is from the annotation of a GenBank genome assembly. NCBI's taxonomy places the organism in Eukaryota, Fungi, Ascomycota, Eurotiomycetes, Eurotiales, Aspergillaceae.
AUGAAAUUUCUCGGUUUGUUGUCAUACUCGGCCACUCUAUAUGUGCGCCAUGGCAGCCGGCGGGCAAGCCUCCCCCCAGGGCCUCGACCGAAGCCAGUUGUUGGGAACUUGGGCGAUUUACCACCGUCCGGCGUGCAGGAUUGGCAGCAUUGGCUGAAACACAAAGAUCUCUAUGGGCAUAUUAGUUCGCUUACGGUGUUCGGGCGCACGAUAAUCGUGCUCAACGACGUGGAGAUGGCCUUGGAGUUGUUGGAAAAGCGCUCGGCUGUCCAUUCUUCUCGGCCGAAUAUGACCUUUGCUGGAGAAAUGUAA